Molecule: messenger RNA, 1003 nt
Organism: Nycticebus coucang (slow loris)
Lineage: Eukaryota; Metazoa; Chordata; Mammalia; Primates; Lorisidae
Gene: TOMM20
Product: translocase of outer mitochondrial membrane 20
Exons: 5
Coding region: 226-663 (145 amino acids)
Biological process (GO): tRNA import into mitochondrion; protein import into mitochondrial matrix; protein targeting
Cellular component (GO): mitochondrial outer membrane; mitochondrial outer membrane translocase complex
Molecular function (GO): transmembrane protein transporter activity
Source: RefSeq, a predicted model, not a curated record
AGGCGCAGAAGCGGCGCGCCCAUCUCUGCUCAGGCACUGCCCCGGACGACCUCGGGGGCCUGAAGGACUGGGGCCGGAAGUGGCGUGCUCUCGGCUUAUCCGAGUCCCGGGCUGCCGGGCGUCGGGGCUGAGCGGCGCCGUCCGCUCUAAGGGUUCGCGGCCAACCGCUCCUUCGGGGUCCCCGCUGCCAUCUGCCCUCUGUUCUAGAGAGAAAGAGAGAAGAAGAUGGUGGGCCGGAACAGCGCCAUCGCCGCCGGCGUAUGCGGGGCCCUUUUCAUUGGGUACUGCAUUUACUUCGACCGCAAGAGACGGAGUGACCCCAAUUUCAAAAACAGGCUUCGAGAACGAAGAAAGAAACAGAAGCUUGCCAAGGAGAGAGCUGGACUUUCCAAGUUACCUGACCUUAAAGAUGCUGAAGCUGUUCAGAAAUUCUUCCUUGAAGAAAUACAGCUUGGUGAAGAGCUACUAGCUCAAGGUGAAUACGAGAAGGGUGUGGACCACCUGACAAAUGCAAUCGCUGUGUGUGGACAGCCACAGCAGUUACUGCAGGUACUGCAGCAGACUCUGCCACCGCCAGUGUUCCAGAUGCUUCUGACUAAGCUCCCGACAAUUAGUCAGAGAAUUGUAAGUGCUCAGAGCUUGGCUGAAGAUGAUGUGGAAUGAGAAACAUUCAACAUAAUAAAAUCUCAGUUUAAAAUAUUUUAAAAAUUCUUAACUCGGAAGUUGAGCAGCUCUGGGGGAAUAAGGGCACAUAUGCUUGUUACGGACUGUCCUACACUGAAAUCUACCAAAGUUAAUGUUUACUUUGUGUAGAUCCAUUUGUCUGAUUUAUUUAUAUUUCCCAGUGAAAAGUGUAUUUUGAUAGAGAGCUUUUCAUUUUAUAAAUACACUACGAGUUACUGAAAUACCAUAGGUUUUGUUUAUUUCUAAAAUAUGCAACUAAAAUGUACGUACAGUAUAACCUAACAUACAUUCACAAUACCUGGUGCUCAGUUUUGAAAGA